AUGAACUUCUAAAAUUUAAACACAUUAAUUUGCUAAGAGUAAUCAAUUUAGAAACAUGAUAUUAAGUUAUUAGAAAUUUUGAAGUGGGAUGAGAUCAAAAAGAAAUUAGUAAAAAUUACAAUUGAAAUAACAUUUACAUAAGAUAAUAAAAUUGUUUAUUCAUAGGAGGGAGUAAUUUUAAGGAUGUAAUAGAAUAAUAAAAAUAUAAAAGUGAAUAAGUCAAUGACUCUAUUGAAAAUUAAGAAUUAUUGACAAAUAUGGAAUAAAUCAAAUAUGCUCAAUGGUAAGGCGAAUAUGGAGAGAAUAAUAGGAAAAAUGGAUAUUGGAGAGUUAUUUGGAGAGGGAAGCCUUUGAGAAGAGUUGGCGGUUACUAUCAGAAUGGAUUAAAGUAAGGAAUUUGGAAUGAAUUAAAUAAGAAUUUUUGGAUGUAAGUAAGAGAAAAUUAAAUUAAUAUAGACUAGCUCAAAUUUAGGAAAGGGGAUAAUAUUUUAAAGGUUAAAAAAAUGGUGAAUGGAUAUAUUUUUUUGAUGAUAAGAAAAUGUAUUCGAUAUAAAUAAACUGAUUAGCGGAGGUGGAUCAUACAAUUAGUCAGGCUAAAAAAAUGGCAAAUGGAUAGAAUUAGGGGAUGGAUUUUAUAAUCAUUCAUAAGUAACAUAUGAAGGAGAAUAUAAAAAUGGAAAAAAAAUUGGUUUAUGGGAUAUAUGGUUUAAAAAACAUAUUGUAGGUAAAUAAAAUUACAUGAUGUAUAUAUUUAAUAAAAUUAUAAGUGGUGGUGGAUCAUAUGACUAAGAAGAUUAAAAUAAAAUUGGGAAAUGGAUUGAGUUGAGUGACGGAUUUUAGGAAUUCUGUUAGGUAACUUGUUCUGGUGAAUAUUAAAUUGGUAAAAGAAUUGGUUAAUGGAGUAUUUGGUAUAAAUAUUGGGAAACAAAUAAUUAUAAAGAAAUGUAAUAUUAUAGUUAAUCUAUUUUUAGUGGUGGUGGUUUUUAUGAUGAAGAAGGUUCAAUGAAAAUUGGGAGAUGGAUUGAGUUGAGUGAUGAGUUUAAAUGUGAUUUAUAAAUCACUAUAAAUGGGGAGUAUAAUAAUGGUAAAAGAGUUGGGAUAUGGUAAAAAAUAAAUAUUCAAAAUAAUAAAAUAUAUAGCUAAAUAAAUUCUGAUAAAUGA
Messenger RNA from Paramecium pentaurelia, 1161 nucleotides. NCBI's taxonomy places the organism in Eukaryota, Ciliophora, Oligohymenophorea, Peniculida, Parameciidae. The record is from the annotation of a GenBank genome assembly.